Messenger RNA from Aureobasidium pullulans EXF-150, 556 nucleotides. RefSeq lists its product as uncharacterized. The record is from RefSeq and is a predicted model, not a curated record. The transcript has a single exon. Lineage: Eukaryota; Fungi; Ascomycota; Dothideomycetes; Dothideales; Saccotheciaceae. The coding region runs from base 55 to 501 and encodes 148 amino acids.
GAAGGUCUGAUUCCAACUCUGUACCGCAGCGGCCAUGGCUAUGUCCCAGAUUACAUGGUCAUGUGGGCUCAAGAUAUUGAUCUUCUAGCUCGAUUCGCCAUUUCUCAAGGUCGGCAGGAUCAGGUUCCUGCUGAUACGCUUGCGGCUUCGACGGCUCUUCGUCGUUUGUGCCCGGGUGUCCUCGUUGAUCACUUGAGUCCUCAGACUCCGCCUAGUUCCCCUCCGCCUACAUCACCUCAACCUGCUGCACCUCCACCUACUUCGCCUGAACCUGCUGCAGCUCAGCCUACCACCCCUCAACCUGUCACCCCUCAGCCUUCAGUCGCUAACACCCAUCCUGGUGAUGCCAACACUGAAGCCGAGACUGACAUUCAAACCGGUUAUGACCGUAUGAUCACCGAUGUCAACGCUUUUCCAACCGAAAUGACAGACCAACAGCGUGCUGACCUCCAAGCCCAGAAUGACAGCUUUCUAGCCAUGCUAAACAGCAGAUUCGCUUGAAAAGUUUCCUUACGACAUUGGAGUUUUUGGAGUUCAGAUCUUUGGUUUUGCUAAA